ACCCACAAAUACUCCGAAUGUCAAAAAAUCUGUUUUGACAUUUUUGUUAUUUUUUAAACCGGCUUGAUAUACAAAAACAUGUCUUCUAGUUUAUGUAAAAUCUGCAAUAAAAACGAUUUCAAAUAUUCUUGUCCAAAAUGUAACAUUUUAUAUUGCUCACUUACCUGCUACAAAUCUCCCGAACAUCUAAAAUGCUCCGAAGAAUUUUACAAAAAAUGUGUCGAAGAUGAAAUCUCGGCAACUUCUAAUCCCACUGACGAUGUCAAAAAAAUGUAUGACAUCCUAAAUCGAUUAAAUCAUCAAUUCGAAGAAGAUGAAUUUGAUUUAGAUGCUCCACAAGAAUUGGAUUCCGAUGAUGACAAUGAUAACGAAGAUGAAAAUGAUAUAGCAAAUAGAUUAGAAGGUAUCGAUAUUAAUGAUUCUGAGGAAAUAUGGAAACGUCUCACUGACGUGGAAAAGAAAGACUUCCAGCUUCAAAUCGAAAAUGGUGAAAUUGCAAAACUCUUACCCAAAUACUCGCCAUGGUGGUCAAUCUAUAGCAAUAAGCUAGUUGUUCCAAUUUCAAAUAACAGCACACCUGCGAUAUGCGAAAACAUACCUUUGUUUAGUACAAUCUACUCCAAAGAACCACCUGCAUGUAUUCACAACAAUUUGUGGAACAUCUUGGCAGCUUAUGCAUGUACAGUAAAAUUCUUCAAUGGAGAACAUCAAACUAACUCAUGGGAAGCUACCAAGUAUCUUGUUGGUCUUUCAGCAAAUCUUAAGACGAAUGUUAACUUUGAUGAUGCUGAACAAGCUGUUGUUGCCAUAGAAAUGCAGGCUCUAGAAGAUAAUAUUCCUCUUCCCUGCGAACAAUUUGCUGAAAUUGAAAAAGAUACAAGACAGAUUAUAGCAGGAGGAUUAGAUUUUAAACUCGCUGCUCUUUCGGAUACUUUGAAUUUAUUUAAAAUCGCUAAAGAUCAACAAUUUGGAAAGAAAUCGAAACAAACGCAGUCGGAAUUCAAUAAGAGUUUUGAUGGACAUUUUGAAAUUGAUCUUUCAAAAAGUAAUUUGAAUUUGAUAAUUAAAAAAAUUGAAUUUUUCUUGUCUUUUGUGGCGAGAGAUUCACACAGAAAUACAGUUUUAUGAUUUUGUUAGUAAAUAAAAGUUGUUAAAG
Molecule: messenger RNA, 1156 nt
Organism: Episyrphus balteatus (marmalade hoverfly)
Lineage: Eukaryota; Metazoa; Arthropoda; Insecta; Diptera; Syrphidae
Product: zinc finger HIT domain-containing protein 2
Exons: 3
Coding region: 79-1128 (349 amino acids)
Source: RefSeq, a predicted model, not a curated record